CACACGCGCGCACACACACACACACACACACACACACACACAGUCCUGGAUGACGGGGAGGAACGUCAUGGAGGGAAAAAGGAAUGACGCAGCAGUUUGAGGCCAUAGGAGGGGCUGCUGUCCAGGGAAAAAGAAAACAACGCAACACCAAAGUGCUCUCUCUCACACACACACACACACACACACACACACACACACACACACACACACACACACACACACACAGAGUAACUGAGAGUACUCUUGGAUUCAGGCUCAUGAAUAGGACCAUUAGCAGGCGGCACUGCACUCAGACUUGCUUGCUCUGUGUUGAGCGUGUGGUCAGAGAAGAAGCAGCCAUGAGACGAUCAUGAUCGAGACGACUGCUCUGCAGAAAGCACUGUGAUGCGAUUUUUGCUCUGCGUAUGACUGGACGGAAGCAGCUGGGUUUCAUUUUGCUGAGAAGUCUGCCAGUAAGGAGUCUGGAGUGUGAGGCCAGUACUUCUCCCUGGUGUCAGGAGCAUCAUCUGCAUCAGCUCAACUAUUUUCAGUUAUUGAUGAUGGUGGUCAAUUCCAUGAUGGACAACUUGCACCCACACAAUGUCCUUUCUCGGCUCAGUGAACAGCGAUCGCUUGGUCUUUUCUGUGAUGUUACCAUUGUUGUGGAGGACAUCAAAUUCCGUGCUCACAAAAAUGUCUUGGCUGCGACUAGCGGAUAUUUCCGCAAUGCUUUCACAGGCUCUGAGAUUUGCGGCUCUAGCCAGGUGCUAGAAAUUCCAGAUCUGAAGUCAGAGGUGUUUGCCAGUAUUCUUAAUUUUAUUUACUCCUCCAAAGUGGAUUUAGCAAAUAAAGGGGACAACAAGUCCUUAAUAGCUGCAGGGAGAAAAUUAGGGAUCCCAUUUCUAGAGAAGCUUCUUGAGAUCGAAAGACAAGACUCUGGAAUGGCACAAAAUCAAGCUUUUGCAAAAUCAGAAAGUUCACAGAAUCAGACAAAACUGUCUGUUUGCUGCACUUUAAAGAAGGAGGCACCUCGACUUGAGGAGCAAGAGUGCACCAAAGGUCCACGAAUAACUAAUGCUUUCUCCAUUACAGAAGUACCAGAAGUUAACAACCCAUUUACUUCAGUGGACUCGCAUAGUAGUGGCCACCAAACACCAGACAUGGCUCACCAACCACAAUCAAGAACACCAUCUGUCGAAAGUGAUUCUGUCGAUGCCGUGUUUGAACACUCAUAUGCUGUAAACAAAGGCCUUCAAACUUCUGAGCUAAAUGAGACAGUACAACAAUAUGAUAAAGAGGUCACAAAGCCUGUUGUGCUACCUUGCAAGACUCUGAUCAACCAUAGGCUUGGUCCCAUUAAAAAGCGCCAUCGACUUUGCAAAGGUUUGACACCUUUAGCCAAUGUAACUAGUGAAAAUGUUCAGAGUCCUGUUAGCAGUUCUGUUGUACAAAAUGGUCCCCCUGACUCCACAACUAUGCUGCAGUCUCCAAGCUCAAAUUCAGGCUUGUGUUCUGCCCCAGACCUGUUGCUUCCACCUGAUAUCCUGCCACAACAGGAUGAUGAUCCGCCUUCCUUAAUUCCAGAAGAUGUACCGACAUCUACAACUUACCGCUGCCAGCAAUGUCCUGAAGCCUUCAGCAGUUCAGCACUCCUUGCUGUCCAUAUGCAAAGCCACAAGAGAAGAUUUGUCAGUCAUCUGUUUUGCAAAUACUGCUAUAAAAAGUUCAUGCACCUGAAACGAUUGCGCAAUCACGAACAAGUGUGUUUCAAAGGCCUACCACAGCUGGAGCCGAAUGGCAAAGAGGCUUCAGUCAGCCAAGAUUCAAGUAGCACAUCCAUCCUAGAUGAUACAGCUUUCCCAAGUUCUGAGAUUCAAGAUCCUCCAAAACUUGAUAGUACAUUAUCAGGCCCGUUGGAAGCACUUCAAGAAGGAGUUACCAAAUCAAGUGGUCACCGGGCUUAUAAAUGCAGUGUGUGCAAACGAGCCUAUGUAACUCUGUCUAGCUUAAAAAGACACGAGAAUGUGCAUUCAUGGCAAAGAGCCUAUCCUUGUCACUACUGCAAUAAAGUUUUUGCUUUAGCAGAAUACCGUACCAAACAUGAGAUCUGGCAUACAGGAGAGCGACGCUAUCAAUGCAUCUUCUGCUUGGAGACCUUUUUGACUUACUACAUCCUCAAAAACCACCAGAAGUCAUUCCAUGGCAUCGAUCCACGUUUGGCAGUGAAUAAAAAGUCUGCUAAUGGUGGUUUCAAAGGAAGUGUGUACCCCAUAAAACUCUACAGACUUUUACCAAUGAAGUUCAAGAAAAAAGGAUACAAGACUUACAGUCAUACUUACUCUGAAGUCAUGGGCAACCACAAUCAUUCUUUCACUGCUCCACUUAAAGGCACAGCUCCUAUUCAUAACUCAGAAAGUGCCAUUAGUGGACAAUCAUUGUUCUCAAUGCCUGUGACCUUUAUGGCAACUCCAAAGAUGAUGGCUUCAGAAAUGCCGCACAUUACCUUUGACCAGUCAUGUGACCAGCAGGCAGAAACUCAUUUGGAUUCUGAUAAGAAUUUGUCUCAUAGUGAAGAGGAUCCCUUUAACCCCACUAAUACCCAUAGUGGAUUGGCAGGCUUUCAGGCCUCUGUGUCACCUGAUUUUGGUUGUGGAUACACCCCAUCUAUGACAACAGAGGAAAACACAAGGACAUCUAUGCUAAUGCACCAAAAUGACUCAUCUCCCACACAAACCAGUAGUAACAGAAGCAAAGCGGUUCUACCAUUCCUCAACAUACCACCUGUGUGCUCAUUUGAGGGACUCAGUAAGCUUAGUGAAUUAUCAGCAGCUGCACAAACUAUUGAAGUAAUGGCUAAUCAGCUGCUUCAGCCACAGCCAGAGACACUGGCACAGAACCUUCGACCAGAUGGAAAGACAGAAACAUAUAUUGCCAAGCCUGCUUGUCCUGGUCCAUCAGUGAACAACCAAGUCUUGCCACUGUGCCAGAUAACUGUCAAAAUUGGCAAUGAGGCCAUUAUUCGCCGCAAGAUUAAAGGCUCAAAGCUGUUCCCAAAGAUGAAAAAGAAAAGAAACUGGAAGCAAGACAUUGAGAAAUGUACAACAACAGAGGAUAGUGUAGGAUUCCCAAACCUGCGCUUACGAACAGACGUUUCAAGCUCAGUCACAGAAGAGGAGCCAUAUGAUGAUGUGAAUGACCCUGAAAAUGACAAACUGUGGCGUCCUUAUUACUCAUACAAACCUAAAAAGAAGGGCAAAAGAUUUAGGUCCAAACGUAAAAGGUUAAAGGCUGCUCAGUUCUAUACAAAGCCACUGUCCCCUGAAACAGAUGAUGAGUUCAUGGACAUGAAUUGUGGUCUAGAGGAAAGCGUCACAGUAGAGAGGUCUGAGUCAAGGAUGGAGCUAAGGAGUCAAAGUCCAAAAGAGAAUUUUACCUGCCACUGCUGUAGCAGCUCCUUCUUGACUUUAGCUUCCCUCAACAUGCAUAUUGUCAACUGCCAUCAGCCUCGCUGCAAGGUUUGUGGGAAGCAGUGUUCUCUUAAAGAGCUUCCCAAUGGAGAUGUCCCAUUCACUGAGGAUUUUGCAUGCCAAAGUUGCACAGAGGAUGGCUCAUGUUUUAACUCGACAGUUAUGACCCGUAACUUGAAUAGUGAAAAACGCUACCGCUGCUCAUACUGCCCACAGCGGUUCCUCUACCUUGCUACUAAAAAGAGCCACGAAGCAAAACAUCUUGAGAGGUUCAAUACGGAACAUAGCUGUAGGUACUGUCCUAAAGUGUGCAAGUCUGCGAUGCUGCUAAGCAUACAUGAGAGCAAGCAUUUUAAUAAGGUAAAAGAUACACAAAAUAAUGAAAUAAAGGCAAUCACAAGAUCAAUCUUGCCUGCUUCAGACAAAAGAGAACAACCAAAAAUUGAACCUUGGGCAAGUCCAAAACGCUGCAUACCACUUAAAACUGAGGAGGCACUGGACAUGAAUGCUAAGGGAAUUUAUCCCAAAAUCCCUCAACUCCACAAAAAGACAUUCCUUUUUCUAUUGUGUAAAGGUGACAGGAGUUUGCUUCAGUUUCCUCAAGAGAUACAGAGAAGAAAAUCUCAGAAGGAAAGUUUAAUGGAAUUUCCCAAAGACUCCACUCUGGGGGUGAGACGCAAGUGCAAAUGCACCAUCUAAACAUUUAACAACCAUCUCAACACGUCCAAUCUCUAUACAACAUGUCUGACAUGACUGCUUGCUAUUAAGGGUGCUUCCCUGCAGUCACACAAGUUAGAGUGGCAGUUGUGUAAAAAAGAACCUGUUUUUUACACCCACAACUGAUUUUGAAGAAAGGAUGCAGAAGAAUGCAGAAAAUGAUGUUACACAGUAAAUGUUAAGUGCGGUACGAAGAGGCACAUUUGAACCUGUGUGACAGACAUGAAUGUUGUUAAAGUCACUUUACAAUGGUGUAAAUAUAAAGUAUUUUUAUUUGUUUCCUGCAAAAUAAUGUUGGUAGUUUUUUAUGUUUUUUCUAUGAGAGGAGAAUAUUUUAUUUUUGUAUGGUUUCAUUUACCUCCCUGGAUCAAGUGGAUGUGUCAUUGCUUUAUCAGAUGCAUAAAAGAGGGCUUAAUCACAUUUUAAAGACUCAAUUAAAAAGUUCUCCAUCAUAUUUACAUUAUUUGCUACAAGCACUUGAGCAGGGUUAACUAAUUUUUUAUUCAUUUUGAACUACUUGCUCUUUGAAUUGGGCAAAUAAUUUGUAGAGCAUGGAAAUAUGAGCAGGCAGAUGUCACUGUAACUCGCAAAUAACACAUUAAAAUUUACUUAGUAUUUGAAUGGAAAAAGAUAGUUCAAAGGGAAUCGAAGUACUCAAGUGAGUCAUUAAUGUGAAUCAAAUGAGUUGAUGUUUGCAAUGUUCAGUUCAGUGAAAUGUGUAAUUUGUAAUUAACUGUGGACUUUACAAUAAUUGACACAGUCUGUUAGUCCAAAGUGUUUUUGCUGCCCUCUAGUGGCUGGUUGUAUCCCUGCCCUUAACUAUAUCAAAGAACGGACCAAGCUACUUGUCAAUUUACUUGACAGCUGGUUAUUCUGAAGAUUUCCAUUCAUGUUUAUAUUCCUUCCAGUAUUUUUGGUUAUUAUGAAUACAUUUAAAUGAAGUUAUAAACAUACUGAGCGACAGCUAGAACUAAUGCACUUGCAUCAUGGGCACGCAGACACUUUCCCAUAUCUGGCAGACCUCCAUCAUUUAAUAUAUGGCAGGAUUUCCACAGUCCCCAUGUAAAUCUGGAAAUUCACAGCAUAGGGUGUUAAUGUAUUGCCUUCUCCUUUGUCACUGGGCACAGCUGUAAUAAAGGUUAAUAACUUUCAGCAGAUGUUUUAUUAGUCCUGUAAUUGAAUGCAUUAAUUUCCAGAAAUUAACAGAGUAAAAUAUUUUGCAGCUAUAUUAAUGUACUCCGAGUUACUAACGUGGGCAACUUGCACAUGCCUAUUGCAGUUUGAAUGUUAUAUGAAAAUGAUAGGUCUCCUUUUAUUACAGCUGCUGAGCAGGUUCGUCCAUUUGUAAUUUCUUUUUUUUUUCUUGUUUUUUUUGGCUCUAAUAUAUAUGUAUUGUGCUGUUCCUGAAUCCACUUCUCUGGCAGUACAAACAGGUUUCGAAUGAGACGAGGGUGAACACUUUGUAUUCAAGUAUAACUUCAAGCAGUUCCACUUCAUCAUCAUUCAGAUAUAAAUCUUAUGGUUUGUUAUUUUUCAUUUAAGAUCUUUUGACAAUGUCAGUGUUCAAUGUCAGUUCUUCAUUCCACCUUCUCACGUUUGCUUCUAGAGUUUAAGAUUUUUUAAUUGGAAUUGAAAAUCAGAUUAACCAGAACUCAUUGGAUUCAUUCAUCUUUUAAUCCAAAUCACUAUAAAUGUGUCAUAAUACAGCCGAUACACAGCACUCACACGACACCAACAUAUUUGUAGCAUUUAUCGUUAAAGCUCAGUUCUCAAUUGCUACUCUUUUCCGAGCUUGAUUCAGAGAAGGGGAUUCAAAAGUGUUUCUUUACAGUUCUCUAUCAGUGUAAAAUAUUUAGCUUCCAUGACAACUCCUAUCUUUCUCUUUUCAUUAACAGCAAUGGCACUGUUCUUUACAGGAUGUUCUAACUGUUCACACAAAUGCUCCUAUGAAGGAUGCGCAAUAAAUAUUAUUAAUUGCAAUAAA
Tachysurus vachellii is the source of this 6147-nucleotide messenger RNA. It is a transcript of the gene zbtb38, whose product is annotated as zinc finger and BTB domain containing 38. Lineage: Eukaryota; Metazoa; Chordata; Actinopteri; Siluriformes; Bagridae. Gene Ontology annotation, molecular function: protein binding. The record is from RefSeq and is a predicted model, not a curated record.